AUGAGUGCGCGAAACGCUUCCCAUGCUGGCUCAUGGUACUCGGCUACCGGUAGGGAGCUUGACAGGCAAUUGGAAGGAUGGCUGAACAAGGCCGGACAGGAGGCGUCAACAGGACAGGACCCUUUCCCUAUCCCCGGACUCCGAGCCAUCAUUGCGCCACAUGCGGGAUACUCAUAUAGUGGACCUGCCGCAGGAUUCGCAUACAAGACCAUUCAGCCCGAACUCUUCAAACGCGUCUUUAUCCUCGGACCAUCCCAUCAUGUCUAUCUAAGAGGAUGUGCUCUCACGAAAUGUGUCCGUUACGAAACUCCCCUCGGCGACUUGGCCAUCGACCAAACUGUGAACAAGGAACUGCAAAAGACAGGUGAAUUCGAGAUAAUGUCGCGAGACACGGACGAGGACGAACACAGCAUCGAGAUGCACCUGCCAUAUGUCUACAAGGUCUUUGAGGACCACAUUGAUGAGAUCAGGAUUGUACCCAUCCUGGUCGGUGCACUCAACAAGGCCUCGGAACAGAGCUACGGAAAGAUCUUGGCGCCUUAUCUGGACGAUCCGCAGAACCUCUUUAUUGUCUCGAGCGACUUCUGCCACUGGGGAACACGUUUCGAUUACACGUACUAUGCAGCUGACGACAACCCAUCCUCGGUGAUUGAGAGUCUCGCGCCAAGAAAGGGUGGCAAGGGAAAAUUUACCCCAUCCGUGGGAGCGCGCAAGAUUCAUGAAUCGAUUGAGCAUCUGGACCGUGAGGGGAUGCGGACGAUCGAGAAGCGGGACCAUGGCGAGUUCUGUCAGUACCUUGCUCGGACCAAGAAUACUAUCUGUGGAAGACACCCCAUUGGUGUCCUCUUGGCGGCUCUGGAGCAUCAACAACAACAACAUGCUGAGAAGAGUCUUCGUAUUCGGUUUGUGCAUUACUCGCAGUCGAGUCAUGUUCUUUCGAUGUUGGAUUCGAGUGUUUCUUAUGCGUCUGCAUUUGUCCAGCAGAAGUGA
Molecule: messenger RNA, 990 nt
Organism: Linnemannia hyalina
Lineage: Eukaryota; Fungi; Mortierellomycota; Mortierellomycetes; Mortierellales; Mortierellaceae
Source: the annotation of a GenBank genome assembly